Nomascus leucogenys (northern white-cheeked gibbon) is the source of this 1218-nucleotide messenger RNA. It is a transcript of the gene DTYMK, whose product is annotated as deoxythymidylate kinase. Gene Ontology annotation, biological process: dUDP biosynthetic process; dTDP biosynthetic process; dTTP biosynthetic process. Lineage: Eukaryota; Metazoa; Chordata; Mammalia; Primates; Hylobatidae. Gene Ontology annotation, cellular component: cytoplasm; cytosol; mitochondrion. Gene Ontology annotation, molecular function: ATP binding; dTMP kinase activity. The record is from RefSeq and is a predicted model, not a curated record.
GCCCAGGGCGCAGGCGCGGUGUCGGCCCCACCGCGCGUCGUCCUCGCCCCAGUCCCGGCCAAUCCCUUCGAAUGCGGCCGAGGCCGGGAAAUACUAGCCAAUCACGGCGCGCGCUGUUGACGCCGGCCAAUGGGAGCUCCGGAAGGCGGUGCGGAGACGCAGGCGGCGGGCGGUGGCUGAUCGCGGCGGGCGGUGGCUGAUCAUGGCGGCCCGGCGCGGGGCUCUCAUAGUGUUGGAGGGCGUGGACCGCGCCGGGAAGAGCACGCAGAGCCGCAAGCUGGUGGAAGCGCUGUGCGCCGCGGGCCACCGCGCCGAACUGCUCCGGUUCCCGGAAAGAUCAACUGAAAUCGGCAAACUUCUGAGUUCCUACUUGCAAAAGAAAAGUGACGUGGAGGAUCACUCGGUGCACCUGCUUUUUUCUGCAAAUCGCUGGGAACAAGUGCCGUUAAUUAAGGAAAAGUUGAGCCAGGGUGUGACCCUCGUCGUGGACAGAUACGCAUUUUCUGGUGUGGCCUUCACCGGUGCCAAGGAGAAUUUUUCCCUAGAUUGGUGUAAACAGCCAGACGCAGGCCUUCCCAAACCCGACCUGGUCCUGUUCCUCCAGUUAGAGUUGGCGGAUGCUGCCAAGCGGGGAGCGUUUGGCCACGAGCGCUAUGAGAACGGGGCGUUCCAGAAGCGGGCGCUCCAGUGUUUCCACCAGCUCAUGAGAGACACAACUUUGAACUGGAAGAUGGUGGAUGCUUCCAAAAGCAUCGAAGCUGUCCAUGAGGACAUCCGUGUGCUCUCUGAGGAUGCCAUCCGCGCCGCCACAGAGAGGCCGCUGGGGGAGCUGUGGAAGUAACCUGAGGCUGCCCACUGGAGACGCCUGUCCCUGCAGUCCCUCGAGAGGUGGGAGACUCGCGGAAGGCCCCGUCCCCAGCGGUAUCCAGACCCAACUUCAGGAGCUUUCCCAGCAGCGAGAUCUGCAGGCUGCCUCUUCUGCCCCGGAGCUGGGGUGCACUGGGGACCCCCAUGGUGGGGACCUUGGCAGUGUGGACAUGAGCAGAGCGAUGGAGCGGUCUCCUGCCCUCUCCCCUGUCCUGAUGGCACUCUGUUGUAUUUUCUUACUGAAGUUCAGUGGUAACUCUGAGCAGUUUCAUUGUGAUCAUUGUAAAUGGUAAUCAGUUGGAAUUCUCCUAAAUGUCUUCCAGACACUAGUAAAAAUUGACCUGAAAAUUG